AGCACGCAAACCUUUCAGAGCAAGAGAAGAGAGCUAACGUCAGAGUCGCAUACCUUGGGGGAGAGUUUAUAAGCUAGCACAAGGACAACCAUCGUCAGCUCUACUGAGGUGAGGUCUUCAGGCAGAUCAGGCACCAUGCAGCGGUGGACUCGCAACGGGAUGCUCAACUUCUCGCAGCCGUCGGCGUCGUCCCCGUUCGGCUUCUACGACACCGGCCAAGGAGCGUCGAGCAGCCCCGGGCGAUCGCACGGCUGCCGGGGCCAGGACAAGGAGCAGCGCAACCUGGAGAAGAACCUGAGCAAGGUGCGCAAGGAGUGGAUGAAGGUGAAGGAGGAGAUGGGGUACGCGCGGCUGCUGAGCGAGCACCUCAGCGAGACGGUGACGGAGGUCGACCGGAAGGUGGCCGCCAUGCUGGAGGAGCUCGACCGGACGGACAAGUACAUGCACGACGUACUGUCGUCGUCAUCGUCAUCGUCCCAGCAUAAGUGAUUUAGCCGUGGUGACGCUGACGCGGAUGCUCUCUUUUUUGCCGGAUGUUGGUGUGUUUAGCUAGCUAGAGUUUCUCUUUGUCGGGGGAUUUUGCCAUUUGGUAUUCUUGUAGAUGUCCAUGCUGGUCCGGCCGGCGUAUGUGUACAUCAUAUGUGUAGUCGACGUGUCUGCUGAUAUGUUAUUCUUCAGUUCGCCUAUAUAGAGUAUUUGAGUUCAGUUCAGUGCUCAA
This is a messenger RNA of Setaria italica (foxtail millet), 718 nucleotides long. RefSeq lists its product as uncharacterized. The record is from RefSeq and is a predicted model, not a curated record. The transcript has 2 exons. The coding region runs from base 136 to 489 and encodes 117 amino acids. Lineage: Eukaryota; Viridiplantae; Streptophyta; Magnoliopsida; Poales; Poaceae.